AUGCUGACGCAUUACCGCGGAUCAUCAUCUCCAUCAAUCACACGUUUAAGACGUUCAAUUCUCGGUUUAAAACGUUAUUCGGCUGUCCAUUCAAUUGAUAGUCACACCCAUGAGCUCACAACUCAAGAGCAUGAGGUUGAAGCUUUUCUAAAAAUGGUAACUCAAAAGUUUUAUAAGUUAUCAUUAGUGGAAUCGCAUGAACUUCUAUCAGGUUCUUGGAUUUCCAAGCUUUUAGAUGUUUUCCUAUGUUGUCAAGAACAAUUUAGAGUAUUGUUAUCAAAUAACAGAAGUUGUUUGAGCAAACAACCUAUGGCGAAAUUGGUUUCAGAUUAUUUUGAAAGGAGUGUAAAGGGUUUGGAUAUUUGCAAUGUAGUUAGAGAUGGGAUUGAACAAAUGAGGCAAUGGGAAAAACAACUAGAGAUUGUUUUGAAUGUUUUAGGGGAUCAAACAAUUCUUGGUGAUUCCCAAUUUCAAAGGGCGAAAAGGGCGUUGAACAAUUUAGAGAUUAAGAUCUUUGAUGAGAAAGAAUCAAGAUCGAUUUUUUCUCACAAGAGCCGAUCUUUUGAUCCGAAAGAUUUGAAGAAUCAAGAAAGCAAUGGCACUAAGAUGUCAAGAUCGUUAUCUGCGAGUGUUUCAAGAUCUUGGUCGGCUUCAAAGCAACUCCUAGCAAUCGGGAACAACAUUGUAGUACCGAAAAGUAAUGAUGUUCUAGCCACCAACGGGCUUGUUUUGACUAUUUACACAAUGACCCAUGUGUUAUAUUUCGUGAUGUGGGUUCUAGUAGCAUCAAGCACUUCUCAAGAUCGCGGGUUACAAUUACAAUUCAACAACUAUCAUAAGAAUUUCACUUGGUGGGUCCCGAUGAGUUCGCUCCAAGAAAGAAUCUUGGAGGAAUAUAAGAAGAGGGGUAGAAGACACUCUUGUGGAAUUCUGAAGGAGGUUCAUAGGAUUGAAACAUAUGUGUGUUUUAUGAAAAGAUUUAUCGAUUCAGUUCAGUUUCCUUUGAGAAAAGAACAAGAAGAAGAAGCGAAGAAAAUGUUUGAAGAAUUGAAAAACAUAUACGAUACAUUAAAGAAUGCAUUGGAUCCGUCGGAGAGGCAAGUGAAGGACAUUUUUCAACAAAUCAUUCGUUGUCGAAUUGAAGGGCUUGAUUAUGUUGCAAGGCAGCAUGAUUAA
Messenger RNA from Helianthus annuus (common sunflower), 1176 nucleotides. RefSeq lists its product as uncharacterized. The record is from RefSeq and is a predicted model, not a curated record. Bases 1 to 1176 code for a protein of 391 amino acids. Lineage: Eukaryota; Viridiplantae; Streptophyta; Magnoliopsida; Asterales; Asteraceae. The transcript has a single exon.